Ceraceosorus guamensis is the source of this 1502-nucleotide messenger RNA. RefSeq lists its product as hypothetical. NCBI's taxonomy places the organism in Eukaryota, Fungi, Basidiomycota, Exobasidiomycetes, Ceraceosorales, Ceraceosoraceae. Bases 359 to 1054 code for a protein of 231 amino acids. The record is from RefSeq and is a predicted model, not a curated record. The transcript is spliced from 4 exons.
CCAGGAUCGCCAACCAUGAGAUGUCAUGCGCCCCCAGGCGCAGCUGGCAUGCUGCCAUGUGGAGGGCGAAGAUGGGUCAACGGAGUCUGCGCCCCACCCUGACCCGAGCUCGUGCUGAGUAUGGUCGUGUGUUCCCAGGACUGCUGCCAGCUCGACCAGUGAGAGCAAUCGCGGGAUGUCAAAGCAAGCUGAAAUAUAUUAGAGUCGCUCUUGCGCUUUAUCUUUGACAUCCAACUUCUUGUCUCUCUCUCUUGCGGCCAACCACCCCCCAUCUCAACAAGACGACAGAUCAGCUGGACUGGUUCUCAAUACACAGCAACGCGGCAUCUGCUCUCAUUUCUCACAACCAUCACUCAUAAUGCGCUGGCUCGCAUUGCCUCAAGUAGCUCUGGUAUCUCUGCUAAUGGUCAUCAGACAUUCUAGAGCGGCCCCAACCACUCUUGCUGCCGUGAACGUUGUGUUCUCAAGGACAAUCGUCGACGACGGCCUCGCGGCACCGAACGUCAUAGGCCCGAUGAUCCUGACCGCUCGAAGUCCGCUUCUGGGGUCGGUAGGAAGGUUGUUUGGAAAGAAGGUAUUGACAAGUGCGCCUAAAAAGAAAUUGUACACUCACGUUCCGACUACCUUGACUACUCCAAUCGUUGCUCAGCCAGCAAAAUGGGUACGACCUCAGAAGAUGCAACUCUUGGAGACCAUUCCUGAAAAGGGAGUCGUGAAAAAGACGUGGUACGGCAAGAAGAAAGAGACGGGCAUGACCAAGUUCCAAGAGGAGAGGGUCUACCUGCCCAAGAAACAAGCCAAGACGGAAGGUCCAGCUUCCACGCCUGGUGCAGAGCCUGUGAAGCCCGUAGACAACAGUACGCCGAACCUCGACGCACUCGCGUUGCUGGGCAUCAAACCGGAUCAGAUCAGCGCUACGGCUGGUGCUGCUGCUGCAAAAGCCGGCGCCAAGAAGGCCGGCACGUCGGGUUCGACGUCCAAACCCAACCGCGUGACGCUUGCCGACCUCUUCAAGCACGAGGACAAGGGCACAGGUCCAUUUGCCCCAAAGUGAUGAGGCUGCGCUACUCACUUGCGCACCGCAUUCAUCUGCGAUCUGCUUGUGCGCCGCCUUGUCGAGGACAAAGGAUCCACAUCUGUGCAUCCAGAAUGUUGAGCUAUCAGCGAUGAGAGCUACCUGGAUCGAAUACAGGGAUGCCUUGGCUCUUUCAACGCAACAGGCGCGGCGCUGCGUACCCUUUGGUCAGAGCGCGACCGAGACUGCUCUGUCCUCUCGAAAACCGUCACUGCUGGCGGUAUGUCUCGCGAGCCGUCAAUCAAGAAUGCUGAGAUCUCCUCUUCGAUGCUGCCAGAGCUGGCUUCUGCAGCCCGACCGAACCUGGGUCGAGCCUUGCGACGUCCAAAGUCUGCUUGAGAAAAGGCACCUUCGCUUGUCGAAGGUGCUCCACAUCCCCGAGGGACGAGAUUCGACUUGAUGGAUUCUGAAUGCAUGCUUGGUGGCU